This is a messenger RNA of Penicillium cinerascens, 3240 nucleotides long. Its product is annotated as VWA and PH domain-containing RING finger protein. The transcript is spliced from 3 exons. The annotation marks the transcript as partial. The record is from RefSeq and is a predicted model, not a curated record. Lineage: Eukaryota; Fungi; Ascomycota; Eurotiomycetes; Eurotiales; Aspergillaceae.
UCACCAUCGCGGCCGGAAUCCCGCACCAGCUCCACGCUGCGGUCCUUUCGUUCAUUUACUCGAGGCAAAGACCGUCCCGAGAGUACGUUGUCAAACUACACCGACGUCACGGCCACUCGCCCACGAGCGCCCUCUGCCGUUUCGAGCUCCAUUUAUUCCGGCUAUCCUGACUCUGCUCGACAGCCGGCUCACUCGAACGCCUCGCGCGUGUCCUUCAAUUCGAGAUCGGGAAGUUAUAUGACCGGCCCAAUGGAGGUCGACCGCACUCGUACCCGGAGGGAGAGAACCUUCGUCGGCGCCGAAUGCGCCGUCUGUGAGGAGCCGCUGGAACAUACCCUGCGUGGUGAGCGCGUCCUCCAGUUCUCAUGCAGCCAUGUCUCCCACGAAGCAUGCUUCUACGAGUAUAUUCGCGAAUUUGAAUCGCAAUAUUGUCCCACCUGCAAUGCCCCCCUGGGCCUUGAUACGAGCCGAGGUGGAAAUCAACAUUGUUCGCUCGGUGACUAUGAGCGAUUCCGCGACGACACGCAGCGAAUUGACAACCCCGACACCGAGCCGCCCCCCAGCGAUAACGGCAGCCGCUUCAACCCCCAGCCGUCAAAUCAUAGCCGACAGGACAGUCGACGGGACAGUCGCGAGACCACCAACCAGCGCGACCGCGUGGAGCGCUUGACGGUAGUUUCUCAGCCCCGCCAACCGCAUUCUCGGAACGGUAGUGCGGCUGGUUCUUCCGGCGAUUAUAAUGAGGGCCAGCACACAAGCAUUGGGCGACGCCACGACUACGAUGUUCAGGCUAUGGAGUCCGAUUUGAGCCCCCGCCCGGGCGUGACGAAGAACCCCAUCCCCGCCCCGAUGGUGACUGUGCGAAGCGAAUUCCCCACCAUGAACCGAUCCCGCCAGCAACAAUCCCUCACCUGCUUGAUCACGGUAGAAGUGCCGGAGGGCAAUUGGCGUCCGGACGCGGAGGAUCUCCGACAAGCGCCUGGCGGCCAACCACUGCUCGACGAGCCGUACUCCGCACGGUUUGGCGGCUCGCAGGAUGCCCGAUCUCUUCAGUUUGACCAGUCGGAGAACCUGGAUGAAAUCGCCGAGGACUUGCGAAACCGGGUUGACAAUUGGCACGGACUUGAAUUCAACCGGUUUGGCAAGCUGCGCCUGCACGGGCAGGUCCGUGUUGGCAAAGACCGGGAAUCGUGGCAAGAGCUGGAGUGUUAUUUGUUCGGAGAGAUGCUUAUUUGCGUCAAGGAGAAGAAAGUCGCCGAUGCUCACCAGUACGAUGAUCAUUCGGGCAAGCGCAAGCCGACACGAUGCACUCUCAAAGGCUCCAUUUUGAUCAAAAAGCAUUUGAAGGGAAUUGACGCAUCCUCCGACGAGUCGGUUCUUACUCUGAACCUGUCAGUCACUGAGCUUCCCCGAUUCUUCCUCCGCUUCCAGAGCCGAAACCAGCUGGAAAUGUGGCGCCGUUCUUUGAUGGAUCUGCACCCGGUCGAGAGUCUGACGCGCCAGAACGACUAUGACUUUGACAACUCGGGUGCUGAAGACGAUGAUUACCGGACCAGCCGCAUCCAACGCCAGGCUUCUCUCAACUCGUCCUAUGGAGCAAGCAAGUCGAACAACACUGCCAUCACCGACUACACCAAUCCGGAUGCUGAGAAGCCUUCGAUCAAUUCUUUCCACAUUCCUCUCGAUAUUGUCGUUGUAAUCCCCGUUUCCUCCUCGAUGCAAGGCCUCAAGAUCACUCUUCUGCGCGAUUCCCUCAAGUUCCUCGUUCAGAACCUCGGUCCUCGUGAUCGCAUGGGCCUGGUAACAUUUGGUUCAAGUGGCGGCGGCGUGCCUCUCGUAGGCAUGACUACCAAGUCAUGGAAUGGCUGGAACAAGAUCCUUGACUCCAUUCGUCCCGUUGGCCAGAAGAGUCUCCGUGCUGAUGUGGUGGAGGGUUCCAAUGUGGCCAUGGACCUUCUGAUGCAGCGCAAGUUCAACAACCCGGUCUCAACCAUUCUUCUGAUCAGCGAUUCGUCUACCUCGGACCCCGAAAGCGUCGACUUCGUUGUUUCUCGCGCGGAAGCCGCCAAGAUCAGCAUUCACUCUUUCGGACUUGGCUUGACUCAUAAGCCCGAUACCAUGAUCGAGCUUUCCACUCGCACCAAGGGCUCGUAUCUUUACGUCAAGGAUUGGAUGAUGUUGCGUGAAUGUGUUGCGGGCUGCCUGGGUGCUUUGCAGUCCACCUCCCACCAGAACGUUAAGCUAAAGCUCCGUCUGCCAGAAGGUUCGCCGGCCAAGUUCGUUAAGAUCAGCGGCGCUCUUCAUACGACCAAGCGUGCAACUGGCCGUGAUGCUGAGGCUGCUCUGGGAGAUCUUCGAUUUGGUGAUAAGCGUGAUGUCUUGGUGCAGCUGGUCAUCCAGCCGGACAAUGCUACUCAGGACAACAUGCCCCAAGACCCGUGGGAAAGCUUGGUGUCGGGCCUGGAGGCACUUGGUGGUGGGCUUGAUGGAGAUGAGCAGCGGGUUCUGAGCGUUGAAGAAGUUCCGUUGAUCCAGGCCGACUUGACCUACGGUGAUCUUCUCCGUGAUGGACACUUGACUCAUUCGCCUCGCCCAUCUCUUCUUGCCAUUACUAUGCUUCCGGCUAACCCCAAGGCCAGGGGCCAACGGCCUUCCACUCCUCCCAUUCCCCCUCAUCCCUCGAUCGUGCAGCGCCGCAUGGAACUGCUCACAUCCGACAUGCUCACCCGGGCCCUCACUCUGGUUUCCCGCGGUCAACAAGACCGUGGCCAGCACCUGCUGAACGAAACCCGUAGUAUUCUCAAGGGUCUCGGCAAAGGUGGCCUGCCGCCUCUCCCCCCGACCGUCUCUCGGCCCUCAGGAAGCAGCGACUCGGGCAGCAGAGGUGACACACCAGGUUCCGGCUCGCCCAACCCAUCCACCUUCGGAGAUGGCCACACCUCCUCGGUCUCCGAAACAGCUACCAUUACGCCUUCGUCCGCAGUCGACGUUCAGACGAUGAUCGCCCUAAACGCAGACCUCGACUCAGCCCUGGAGUGGAUCAACCACCCCGCCGUGUUCGCGCGCGACUCACGGAAAGCCGUACUCCAAAGUAUCGGCGUAAUCUCCUCCCAGCGCGCCUACACCUGCCGCACACCCUCCGAGGCCCACUGGGCGCAACGAAUCGCCGGAGUCCGCCGGCUGACCGACCGGUCCAAAGACUGGCGCGAGAUGGGCGACGAUGCUUUGACCGAAGAGUAA